AUGCAAGUGACCGAAGGAUUCUACAAAAGAAUUAAUCAAAUUUGCAGAGAAUUAUUAUCAAUUUCGAGAGAAGCACAAGUAGUCCUGAAUAAAACAGGAAUAUACCUAAUAGCUGAAGGCAAGACGGUCAACCUGGUGGAACUCGCAAUCAAAUAUGACUUAACAGAAGCCGUACUAAGUCAUGAUGCAACAGGAUUGUUAUCUAUAGCAACAAAUCUGAAUAAUUCUAGCGGACAACGAAUGAAUGCUUACAGAAAACUUGAGGAAUACGUAUAUGACACCUAA
Diversispora eburnea is the source of this 285-nucleotide messenger RNA. The record is from the annotation of a GenBank genome assembly. NCBI's taxonomy places the organism in Eukaryota, Fungi, Glomeromycota, Glomeromycetes, Diversisporales, Diversisporaceae.